Lethenteron reissneri (Far Eastern brook lamprey) is the source of this 4492-nucleotide messenger RNA. RefSeq names its product atlastin-2-like. The record is from RefSeq and is a predicted model, not a curated record. Gene Ontology annotation, molecular function: GTP binding; GTPase activity. NCBI's taxonomy places the organism in Eukaryota, Metazoa, Chordata, Hyperoartia, Petromyzontiformes, Petromyzontidae.
UGCUGCGUCGUAACGCGGCUCGCGUGCAAUGCGGGUGGGUUGAGGUUGGGUUGUAGUGGGCAGUCCGGGGCACGGUGGGCAGGGCCGGGGUCGCCAUAACAGGUGGUUCGUGUCUACAGAUACACACCACGCGUUCAGCGCGCACGACCCACGGAGUUUGGGGGCCGGGGGUAUCAGGAUAACGAGAAGAGUUGAAAGAAGAAGGCGGCGGUGCUGCUGCUGCUGGGAGACGAGAGGCCAUGGCAGAUCCUGCGUUGCGGCAACGGCGGCCCGUCUACAACGGCACGGGUGACAACGGCCUCCUGCACGGUGGCAGGGACGUGACAGAAGGGCCCCCCGCCGUGCAGGAGGUGCCCAUGCGGGAAGCGCGGCCUGUGCAGGUGGUGCGGGCCUGCUCGGACCACUCCUUUGAGCUGGACGAGGAGGCGCUGGGACACGUGCUCCUGGACGAGCGCGUGCGUGACAAGGACGUGGUGGUCGUCUCGGUGGCCGGAGCCUUUCGCAAGGGAAAGUCUUUCCUGCUCGACUUCAUGCUUAGGUACAUGUACAACAAGACGGGUUCCUGGCUCGGAGGGAACGACGAGCCACUCACCGGCUUCACCUGGCGCGGCGGCUGUGAGCGCGAGACGACGGGGAUACAGAUGUGGAGUGACGUCUUCCUCGUCGACAAGCCUGACGGCAGCCAGGUUGCCGUGCUACUGAUGGACACUCAGGGCGCGUUUGACAGCCAGUCGACCAUCAAGGACUGCGCCACUGUGUUCGCCCUCAGCACCAUGACCAGCUCUGUGCAGGUUUACAACUUAACGCAAAACAUCCAAGAGGACGAUUUACAGCAUUUACAGUUGUUUACUGAAUAUGGACGUCUUGCGAUGGAUCAAGUCAUCAACAAACCCUUCCAGUCACUCAUGUUUCUCGUAAGAGACUGGAGCUUCCCAUACGAGUAUCCAUAUGGCCACGAGGGUGGAAAUAAGUUCCUUGAAAAACGGCUUAAGUUAUCGGAGAACCAGCAUGAGGAGGUGCAAAACGUGAGGAAGCACAUCCACUCGUGCUUCUCUAAGGUCGGCUGCUUCCUCAUGCCUCACCCUGGCCUCAAGGUGGCUACCAACCCAAACUUCGAUGGCCGCCUAAAAGACAUUGACAGCGAGUUCAAGCAGAACCUGCAGAACCUGGUGCCUCUGCUGCUGGCCUCACAAAACCUGGCUGUCAAGGAGAUCAACGGCUCCAGGAUCACGUGCCGCGCACUCGUGCAGUACUUCAAGACGUACAUGAAGAUUUUUCAGGGAGAAGAGCUUCCACAUCCAAAGUCUAUGCUGCAGGCCACAGCAGAAGCCAAUAACCUCACAGCUGUUGCCACUGCAAAGGACAUGUACAAUCGGGAAAUGGAGAAGGUUUGUGGAGGUAACCAGCCAUUCCUGGCACCAUCAGACCUGGAGCAGAGUCACCACAAUCUCCUGGAAGGCUGCAUCAAGCAGUUCCGCUCCACCAAGAAAAUGGGCGGCGAGGAGUACAGCAAGAAAUACGAGGAGCAGCUGGAGUGCGAGAUUCAGGAGACCUUUGGGAACUUUUCCAAGCACAACGACAGCAAGAACAUCUUCAAGGCCGCACGCACGCCCGCCACGUUCUUUUCCGUCGUGGUGGCCAUGUACGUGGCGUCUGGCGCGCUGGGGUUCGUGGGGCUGUCGGCCCUCGCCAGCCUCUGCAACCUGGUGCUGACGAUGUCGCUGCUGCUGCUGUGCACGUGGUCGUACGUGCGCUACUCGGGAGAGUACCGCGAUGUCGGAGCUGUCAUUGACGACCUCGCCAACAUUCUCUGGGAACAGGUAUUAAAGCCGCUUUCAGAGUCUCUGCUGGAGGACACGAUGCGCCAGACAGUGAAAAACUCCAUCAGGGCCGGACUGACUGACUCAGCUCGGGGUUCAGGCAGACGCUAGGGCCACCGGGACACGUUCUCGUGCCAACACGGUGCCUCCAGCCCGUUGCUUGUGUGAGAUCAUUGAGGCCACCGGAGGGGGGGGGAGCGGGUGGCCAAAGUCACCGAACAUCACACAGGCUGUUCCCCUAUGUGCCCUGCUUAAAAUCAUUGUUCAUAAUUCACCAUACCUCUACCUUGGCAAUACAAAUUGUCGGACGUCGUAACUAAAUAUUUAUUCUAUGUGGCCAAGAGAUGAAAGAUGGGCAAGGUCAUUCACACUUAAGCGUGCUACUUAAACUUAUCUCCGUGUAAUCAGCUCAUGCCAGUGCAGUUGCACACCAGCAAAGGGCUUGAGCGCAUAAUCACCGAGCACCGAACAAAGUCGUGGUGAGCGUUCGUUCAAACGUAAAACUAGCGUCCACAAGGGAAAAAAACAAGUUAUCAACCUAUGCACAAGAAUACGCCACAAUCUGUAUCAUCAGCAACGAGUUUAAAGCAGUAGCGGCAUUGGUCACGAGGCCAAGCGUGUUUAUUUUAGAAUCAGAAACUGAGUGCGGUCUCACACGAGUGUCACGUUGUGAAUAACUUGGCUCCGUCUACGUGUUUAUACUGUGUGCCUGGAAUUGUCAAUCCCCGCUCGGGAACGGGCAGUUCUCUUCACUUGUAGGCUAAGGAACAUUGGCCUGGGCUUUGCUUAUUUCACUAAAUGCAACGAUUGCACUCUCCCUAAUGGCAUUGUCAGAACGUAUGGCUAUUUUGCGUGGAUAAUUAAGACGUAUAUUUUGCACAAUUUACCCACAAUCCUUGAUGUAUUCACAAGCCUAGAAAUGGAAAGUGUAGAUUAUGUUAAAUUACAGUAUUGCGAAGCUUUACAAUUUACCAAAAUGUUGGAGCGUAUUCUACAAUGUAGGCUGAUGAGAUCGCCAGACUAAGUGUUAUAUUUUGCCCGCAAUACACGAACGUAGCAUAUGGUAGCUUGUGUUUACAGCAGUACAGUUUGACUGCCUCGCAACAGAGCCAUGACUGCUGAGAAUGUACAUGGAUUUGUCCGGGUGCUUUACCUGUGGUCUCUUGAAUGCAACAGGCCAAUAUAUUUUCUUGACAUGUUGGAACAUUUAAAACCGUUUGAACAUUGAUAUUUACCAUAUGUUGUUACAUACAUAAAACGCUCUAUACUAACCGGCGCAGCAACCACAGCGCCUGUCCCCACUGGAGAUUUGUGAAUGUACUCUACUGGUGCCACUUCCGGUCACGUUAGGUGACUGGAUUAGACCCUCGAGCCAAUUCCCUUGUCCUCUUCAGUUUCAGAUAUCUUCAUCAUCAGCCAUGUUCAGUUCACUGCUGGAUGAAGCCGUUGCAAACUCUCAACGAUUCAACGAUGCAAAUAAUUCACCCAGCACCUGCAUUCGAACUAACCUAAUCAUUGCAGCUCCUCUGUCAAUGACCUGUGGGAUACGCUCAUCACAGUAAAAUGAGCCUGUUUUUACACACGCAAUCAAAAUCUGGAACCCCACCAUCGCAGGCAAACCCAUGAAUGGUGCUGAACGACUUGCUUGAGAGCAGAUGUUUUUCAUGAAUACCCAGACAUGGCCCAAAAUGUAAUCUCCGCUUCCACCCCUCGUUUAAUUUGGUCAGCUAGAGACUCGCAAAGUUCCCGUUUUUGUUCAAUUGCCACGCCAUUUCAUUUUUGUUUGUGUAGCAGAUGAAACAUUAACGCUUCCAAGUGUGCCGACCACGUGAGACGACCUGUUUAGGUCUAGCAUGACCUUUCCCUUGGUGCUUUCAGUAGCCCCGUGGCUAUGGAUGGGUUCUGAGAUUACAGAUGGGGAAGGUUUGGUGAUGGUGAGAGGCCCAGAGAAGCCUUACGAGGGAGGGAUAGCUUUUGUGUAAUGAGAAACUGUUGAUCUUGCAGGUCGCAUGCAGACUUGAUUUCAUUGAUCCAAAUAUUGACUGAGCAGUCCAUAGACAUUUCUUGGUUGGCUUAUCCUGAUGACACUAUCGUGGAUUAGUAUUGUUUAGGAGCAGUGUUGCUAAUACGAAGUGUUGCAUAUGUUCAAUACUUUUGUGCCCUUUCUAUUGUUUUCCAUUGAUGAACACAUGGGAAUUGAUAUUUAACGAUUGAAUGCCUAAAUAGCGAGUGUUCCAAAUACAUAUCUUUAUUUGUGAAAUGCAAAUGUGCACUAUUUAUGCUUUGUUUUUUUUGCAGAGGUUAAAUAUCACUCAUUGUAAACCAAAGUUUGUAAAUUCCGCGGUUGGGCAUUGCCUCAAGAUGCUCGCCUUCGGUUGUUGCCCGGGAUGUGUUUGUGAGAUGUUGUUUGCAUGCACUGUGUGUAUAUUCCGCGUGUGACUUCGCUGGUCGGUGUUUACUGACGCGUGAGGGGGGGGGGAGGCUAACGAAUCAGCAGGGAAGUCUGUUCAGUUUCAAAUGAGAGACAUUAAAAAAAAUCAUUAAUUUUGAAUUGCAUCUCGGUGAGUGAAUAUUCCAACACGCCUUUGCAAUGCCUCGUGAGAAUAAAUGCAAACCAAUUAUUUAUAGACCGCGAAAGCCCAUUCUGACAUCGUUGCUCUCGAAAUGAGUAA